CUCCUCUCAUGGCCGGCUCUGUGGGGCCGCACGGAGCAGUGGAUUUGGUCGGAGAGGGGAGCUGGGGAAAUCCAGGCACGGAGUGGCACAAGGAACCGAGUUAAUCGGCAUGAGGUGAUGGUUGUAGAAGCUAAAUGACGCCAUAUACACAGAGAAAUGGAGGUGUGAUUUAUGGCAGCGUGCUAGGACUAAUCCAGCGGAAGAGUCCAAAACAAACAGGGUUCGAUUAUUUGCCAUAAUGAAGAAAAUAAGUCUAAAGACUUUUCGCAAGUCUUUUAACUUGAAUAAAAGCAAAGAAGAAAAUGACUUUGUAAUGGUACCACAGCCAUCAAUGACAAAUAAUUUUGUGAAAGAUGACUCCUUGUUUGGCAGCUGCUAUGGCAAAGAGUUGACAGGAUGUGAAAUAAACAAUGAGGAUGAAAAGGGGGGCAAAAAUAGACCGAAAAGUGAAAGCUUAAUGGGCACUUUAAAAAGACGCCUAUCUGCUAAGCAAAAACAAAAAGGAAAGGGCGGUACAUCCAAUAAUUCUGCUGAAGAUGAUACUUUUUCUUCUUCUUCUGCACCUAUAACACUUAAAGAUGUAAGAGCUCAAAGGCCUUUAAGAUCAACAUCCCUCCGUACCCACCACUACAGUCCAACUCCAUGGCCCCUGCGACCAACCAAUUCUGAAGAUACUUGCAUAAAAAUGGAAGUGAAAGUGAAAGCAUUGGUACACUCCUCCAGUCCAAGCCCAGCACUGAAUGGAGUUAGAAAGGACUUUCAUGAGCUGCAAUCUGACAAUGUAUUUCAGGAACAAAGCAAUGCAUUGAAAAGUACAGAAUCUCAAAAUGGAGAUUUACAUCUACAUAUUAAUGAACAUGUGCCUGUAGUUAUAGGACUUAUGCCUCAGGACUAUAUUCAGUAUACUGUGCCUUUAGAUGAGGGAAUGUAUCCUUUGGAAGGAUCUCGUACUUUCUGUUUGGACAGCUCUUCCCCAAUGGAAGUUUCUGCUACAUCUUCUCAAAUUGGAAGUAAUAGUUUUCUUGAAGAAGAAAGUCAGGUGGCCCAGGAUGUAGUAGUGGCACCGGACAUCUUUGUGGACCAAGGUGUUAAUGGUCUGUCACAUAGCACCAGUGGAGUUCUUUUUCAGAACUCUAGGGUUAAUCACAAUGAAGUCCCUCCACUUUCACCAUUACUACCUCCAGCCCAGAAUAAUCAAAUCCAAAGGACCUUUGCAGGACUUAAUAGCACAGAUGUACACAUGGCAGAAAACAUGCGUUGCCAUUUGAAUUUUGAUCCCAGUACCGCUCCUGGUGUAAGCAGAGUUUAUGAUUCAGUGCAAAGCAGUGGACACAUGGUAGUCACAAGCCUCACAGAAGAACUUAAAAAACUUGCCAAACAAGGCUGGUACUGGGGACCCAUAACACGCUGGGAGGCAGAAGAAAAACUGGCUAAUGUGCCAGAUGGCUCUUUUCUGGUUCGAGACAGUUCUGAUGACCGUUAUCUGUUGAGCCUAAGUUUUCGCUCUCACAGCAAAACUCUUCACACUAGAAUAGAACACUCUAAUGGUAGGUUUAGCUUUUAUGAACAGCCGGAUGUGGAAGGGCAUACCUCUAUAGUGGACUUAAUUGAACAUUCCAUAAGGGACUCUGAAAAUGGAGCAUUUUGCUAUUCUAGAUCCCGGGUUCCAGGAUCUGCAACAUACCCUGUUAGACUGACAAAUCCGGUGUCAAGGUUUAUGCAAGUGAGAUCCUUGCAGUACUUGUGCCGUUUUGUAAUCCGUCAGUACACAAGAAUAGACCUGAUUCAGAAACUGCCUUUGCCAAAUAAAAUGAAGGAUUAUUUACAGGAAAAGCACUACUGAACUUGAGGAAAUUUUGCAACUUGCACUUUUGGGAACUAGAAAAAAUUAAUUGAAAUACCGUUUACAAACUUUUCAUCACUCUCAGAAUAUUUUGCUGCCAUACCAAUAUAUUUUGUUUAGAUAAAUGAGUGCAAUGCAUUAUUCUUUUCAUUUUUGUUUUAAAAGUAAACUGUCCAUUUUUUUUGAUGUGUGAAAUCACCAUCAUCUUUUUUACAGCAUUGAAAAAAAAUAAUAAUCACAAUGUGAAAUAUUAGAUUUUCCUAUUUUUUCAUGUUCUUAGCUGCUAUCCACUGUGACUAUUAUGCAUUUAAAAGCACAUAUUUCAUGUGUUCUUAACCACCGCUGACAUUAAAUUAAACCUAUAGAUUGGAUCUUU
Molecule: messenger RNA, 2219 nt
Organism: Pelobates fuscus (common spadefoot toad)
Lineage: Eukaryota; Metazoa; Chordata; Amphibia; Anura; Pelobatidae
Gene: SOCS6
Product: suppressor of cytokine signaling 6
Exons: 2
Coding region: 239-1843 (534 amino acids)
Biological process (GO): intracellular signal transduction; protein ubiquitination; phosphatidylinositol phosphate biosynthetic process
Cellular component (GO): phosphatidylinositol 3-kinase complex
Molecular function (GO): 1-phosphatidylinositol-3-kinase regulator activity
Source: RefSeq, a predicted model, not a curated record